AUGGUGCCCACUGCCUCCGAUGAACUCCACAACAGAAACACAAAAGCCAUUGAUGCGUCGGUGGGCGGUUUAGUUUGGGUUCGCAGGAGGAACUGGUCGUGGUGGCCUGGUCGGAUUAUGAGUAUGGACGAGAUUGCGGAGGGUAAUUUGGUUUCGCCAAGAUCGGGCACUCCAGUCAAGCUUCUUGGCCGAGAUGAUGCGAGUGUGGAUUGGUAUAAUCUUGAAAAAUCCAAAAGGGUGAAGGUAUUUAGAUGGGGAGAAUAUAAUGAAUGCAUCGAAAGAGCUAGGGUAGCAGCAGCAAAUGGCAUUAGAAAAGCAGUCAAAUAUGCUUGUAGAGGCGGAGCUGUUGGGCCAGAGCCAGCAGUCGGUUCGAUCCGGAAGCGCCCAUGGUCACCGGCAAAUGGCGCCUCCGCUAUGAGAAGGAUAUAA
This is a messenger RNA of Linum trigynum, 429 nucleotides long. Lineage: Eukaryota; Viridiplantae; Streptophyta; Magnoliopsida; Malpighiales; Linaceae. The record is from the annotation of a GenBank genome assembly.